Varroa destructor (honeybee mite) is the source of this 3320-nucleotide messenger RNA. RefSeq names its product CD151 antigen-like. Lineage: Eukaryota; Metazoa; Arthropoda; Arachnida; Mesostigmata; Varroidae. Gene Ontology annotation, molecular function: transcription elongation factor activity. Gene Ontology annotation, biological process: transcription elongation by RNA polymerase II. The record is from RefSeq and is a predicted model, not a curated record. Gene Ontology annotation, cellular component: super elongation complex; plasma membrane.
UCUUAUUCUAUCAUAUAUUAAUACUAUAAUAUUCAUACUAAUUUCUACGAAAUAACAUGCGGCCAGGUCCGUUCAAAGAUCGCAUGUUGUUAGGACAGGUCGUAGCGUACACAUACACGCGCACCUGUAUUGCGCUUACAGAACAGGACGUAGGCAGCGUAGCCUAAAGCAGGAAUUAUAAUUAAACGCUAGGCAAAUGAUGAUAUUGAUGAGCUGCGUCUAAUAAAUAAACGGACGAGCGGAUCAAUGAUGGACUACGCUGUUGAUACGUGCAUAGUUGCAUAGCAGCCGAUUAAUCGGUUAGGCCGGGAUACCCCAGACUUUGUUACGAUCGCUGGCGAUGGACGGUCAAAGAUCCGUUGCUGCGUCUUCUACGGUACUACUAGUACUAUCUGUGGUGCUUGGAUCUGUUCACUAAUGAACAGCAACGGGCCUCGGUUGGCGAUGCUCUUUCGCUGUCCACUGAUGGACGUAUCGAUUGGGGUAUUUACAAAAUGAAAUGUUUCAUAGAUGGCGCCGAAAUCGAUAUAUAUGAUCACUUUAUAAGAUGGGCUUUGUGUGAAUACGCUUACAAUUUGACUACUGUUGACAGAAAGAGGGAGAAAGGGCUGUAUUGGAGUCACUUAAUGUUUCCUAAGAAAAAGGCAUCUACUCAUACGUAUAUAUAUAUACAUAUAUAUUAUCGCACAGUUUAUGUUUUUUUUUACAGUUUACGGUGCCUGCUAGAAUGUAACAUCGGCAUAACAUAUAUGUAUCAACGUGAGUCUUUUACGCAUCUUAUUUAAUUAUCAAAUAAUGACACGAUACGACUAUAAGCUAAUUUAAAAAUAAGCUAUUUUUUCAUUUUAGUUUUUCAUUGCUUUUUUCGCGCUCGGAUUAAAAAAAAAGUAAGUAUCUCCAGCAAAAAUAUUUUAACGACGGUAAAUCAGAAUAAAACUUAGAUAUUUCCAGAAGCGUUUGUCAGUUCGUUUAUAAUCAUUCCAUUCUUUACUUUUUUUGCGUUGUCAAUACGUUUACCUUCCCCUGUGGCUUUCCUUCUUUCCUUUUUCCUUCAGUUGGAUCUACUCGAUUUUAUUUGAUCACGGAUAUUGACGGUACUGAUUCGGUAGUGGCGCCAUCUAUCGGCGCGUCGAAUCGCGCGAUGUGGCCAUUUCUCGCGGGGUCCAAUGUGGCCCUCGCCGAAUGGUGGUUGGCAUUGCGGCGGCGCUUCGGAUGGAUUCGCGAAACCAAGAGGCCACCGCGGUGGACGGCACCAACAAGCGCCAGGCGUCAGCAUCACCAACGCCUGCACGAUGAUUCUGUUCACCGAUGAAAUUUACCUGCCUUUAAAAUAAGCUAAUCUGUUGCUGUACCGAGGGAAAAACAUUGCUCCCUCUUCUUCCCACCUCAGUGGAGGCUACAGACAGCUCUCGAUGGUAUUGGAGUCCUGAACCAAUCUAAGGUUUGACAGCAGAUUCAGAGCAGUGUCUUUGGAAUAUCGGUAGGCAUUUCGCCACGCACUCACGCAUCAGUUGUACUAAUAGCAGCAUACGAACCACAACAUUGUCGAUAAUAGUCACCAAGCUACGAUUCCAGACACCUUUCGAAGCCGAUAACAUCAGGAAAGAAAGGUAGCCAGGAUGUACGUGUUUACCUGGAGACGCCGGUUACGAACCAGAAUCCUCUUCUAUCUUCAACCUUAAGUGAAGCGUGAAAUAGUGUUUGAGGGUGACUGGUCCAUUGUUGUUGAUUUUGGGCAGCUGAGUGUGCGUGUGAGAUAGAAAAAGGAAAGCGUUAAUAGAUUGUGAUUCGGUUUGUUAACGAUACCCAUGACGAUGAGCCCUAACGGAUAACCCGUACCAGUCGUUCAAAUGUUUGAAGCCUUGGAUAUUAGCGAUAGGACCAGGUACAAGGAGUUGCAAUGUUUCAGUAUUCAAUGAUGUGAUCCUAGUAGAUGAAUUGAUGUCAGCAACUUAUCUAAAUGCUUGUGGCAUAAAUAUAAUAAGUGAAUUAUCGCGGAAAAAAUUGCAUUUAUACAUCAGCUAAUUGACAUCGUAUGCUUAAAAAUAUCUGCUAUCAGAAAAAAAUUGAGAAGCUUGUUUAUGGGUGUGCGUGUCCAGUGUUUCUUUUAGGAUUUUAGGGUAUUCAUUUGGUGGAGGAAGAACCACAGCUGUAAGUUAGACGAUGUCUUCGCGACCCCCUCCACCUGUAAUAGCAACAAGAGUCCCAUCUAGUUAUCCUCUAUAUUUGACGAACAACCGUUUCCGUCGAGGACCCCUUCCAGUGACUGUUGUAGGUCCGGAUGGAACAAAUGUGCCAGUAGCUAGUCGGGACACUUAUUAUAGUGGGCAACAUGAACCCUUCUAUCCCACGGCGACAGCAGACCACCCCAAUGCAUAUAGCGGUGCCUAUAGUGCAUACAACACAUACAGCGGCGCUUACGGCCCUCCAGCCAGUGGCAAUGGAGAUUAUAUCCAGUCUGCCUUUCCCCUUGAAGUCUACUUCCCUUCGGUGCUUUUUACUCAGAAUGAUCGACCCAGAGCGAGAUUGAAAUCGUCUAGAAGCUAUGAUCAUGAUACAAGGAUGUUAGAAGGCUGCGGACGUGUGGUGAAGUAUUCGUUGUUCGUGGCCAAUUUGGUCAUCAUGCUUGGCGGAAUGGUCGUCUUCUCAGUUGGCGCCUGGACCCUCGCAGAUAGGAGCUUCAUGGAGCGUCUAUUGGGCACCGAUCUGUACGUGUCAUCGGCCGCCAUCCUGAUUGCAACUGGCUGUAUAGUAACUUUUGUCUCAUUGCUAGGAUGCCUUGGAGCAUUUAAGGAGAUUAAGUGCAUGCUUUUAACAUUUUUCGUUAUCCUAUUCAUGUUGUUUAUCGUGAUGAUGGUUGGCGGAAUUCUCGGUUACGUAUUCCGAAAUGAGGUGGACGAGCGGAUGUAUCAAGAGAUGCUGAUGUCGAUCCCGAUUUAUAAGAACGACUCGGUCGUCACCAAGGCCUGGGACGCCGUUCAAAGACACUUCAAAUGCUGCGGCAUUCCCGGGCCUAUUCCAAAUGAGAAGCCGUACCGAAUUUGGUUACAAAAUGCCCACUUUAACGACCGCAACAUGCAGGUGCCCGAUUCAUGCUGCAUGCGCAGCGAAUGGCUUGUGGGCUGUAGAGGAAGUCCAUCCGAAAGAGACACCUAUAUGGACAAUUGUCACACCCGAGUACGCGACUUCGUCAAAGGGCACGCGAAAAUCGUGGGAGGGGUCGGAAUAGGCAUCGCCUGUUUGUUGGUUGUCGGCAUGGCUUUGUCAUGUGCGAUGUUCCUUAUGAUCCAGUGAACGAACCUCAGCAUCAUUACGCAUGU